Molecule: messenger RNA, 11782 nt
Organism: Mauremys mutica (yellowpond turtle)
Lineage: Eukaryota; Metazoa; Chordata; Testudines; Geoemydidae
Product: E1A-binding protein p400-like
Exons: 55
Coding region: 168-9584 (3138 amino acids)
Molecular function (GO): ATP binding; ATP-dependent chromatin remodeler activity
Source: RefSeq, a predicted model, not a curated record
GAGUUUAGAUUUAAAAUAGCCAGCAGCCAUGACAAGAAAUGGGGAGUGAAGAGGUAUGGCAUACUGUAGACCCACAGAUUUGUAUGCAAUGAAGUAUUAGAAAUGGAACUGCAGUUUUCAAAAUAAAUGAGCAAGAAUUUACUUUAAAAAAAACAAAAAAGGUGAAAAUGCACCAUGGCAACGGUCCUCAGAAUGCUCAGCGUCAGCUCCAGAGGUCCAGAUCCUUCACAGGUAGUGAGGGAGAAGAGCAGCAGACAAACUUACCGCAAUCCCCUGCAACUUCAUUUGCUCCUUCUGCAAGCCCAUCUGCACCACAGUCCCCCGGUUACCAAAUACAGCAAUUUAUAAUGAGUAGAAGUCCAGUAGCUGGGCAGAAUGUGAACAUCACACUGCAGAAUGUUGGACCAGUAGCAUCAGGAAACCAACAGAUAACACUUACCCCUUUGCCAAUACCAAAUCCAACAUCACCAAAUUUUCAGUUUAGCCCUCAGCAAAGGAGGUUUGAGCAUGGAUCUCCAUCGUAUAUUCAAGUUACUUCACCAUUGCCCCAGCAGGUUCAGUCUCAAAGCCCUACGCAACCCAGUCCUGUACCAGUGCAGUCACUACCAAAUGUUCGGGCAGGCACUCCAGGUUCUGGCUUGGGUAUGUGCAGCCAGAGCCCUACUAGAGGAUUUGUAGAUGCUAGUUUGCUUGUGCGACAGAUCAGUCUGAGCCCUUCAAAUGGUGGACACUUUGUAUAUCAAGAAGGAUCUGGAAUUGCACAAAUUGCUCAAGGAACUACAGCACAGGUACAAAUUCCAUCUUCUGGGGCACCAGCAACUGUACGAGAACGCAGGCUUUCACAACCUCAUUCACAGACUGGUGGCACCAUUCAUCAUCUUGGACCUCAAAGUCCUGUAGCUAGUGGAGCAAAUAUGCAACCUUUGACUAGCCCAGGUCAUAUUACAACUACUAACUUGCCACCGCAAAUCAGCAAUAUUAUUCAAGGGCAGCUCAUGCAGCAGCAAGCACUUCAAGGGCAGCAGUUGAGCAGACCCAUAGGAUUUGAUAGGGCUUCUGGUGGAUUAAUAGCUGGAGUUGGAGGACCACCUGCUUUUGGAAUGACAUCACCACCCCCUCCUACAAGCCCUUCACGAGCCACUAUACCACAGGGUCUGUCUAAUCUUCCUCUUACUCCUACGGUAAGUACAGGAGUGAAAAAACAACCUAAAAAAUUGGAGGAGAUUCCACCUGCCACCCAAGAAGCUGCUCAGAUGAGAAAGCAGUGUUUGGAUCAUCACCACAAACAGAUGGAGAUUCUGAGGGAGACUUUUAAGGAAUAUUUGAUUGAACUAUUUUUCUUGCAACAUCUUCAAGGGAAUAUGAUGGACUUCUUAGCUUUUAAGAAGAAACACUGUGUUCCAUUACAAGCAUACCUUAGGCAAAAUGACUUGGACCUUGAGGAGGAGGAAGACGAAGAACAAUCUGAGGUUAUCAAUGAUGAGGUAAAGGUUGUGACAGGAAAGGAUGGGCAGACUGGUACUCCUGUUGCUAUAGCAACCCAGCUUCCUCCAAAUGUUUCUGCUGCUUUUUCAUCCCAGCAGCAACCGUUUCAGCAAACGCACACAGGGACUCCAGUAACGGGGACUGUGAAUACCAUAGAAAUUGAAGCUUUUAAGAGACAGCAAGCACUUACUCCAGCAGAUUCGUCUAAGAGACCACGAAUUGAAGUGGGCCGUCAUGGGAUGGUUUUUCAGCAUCCAGGUGUGGCUUCAGGAGUUCCUCUACAACAGCUAAUGCCAACGGCACAAGGUGGAAUGCCUCCAACUCCUCAAGCAGUACAGCUCACUGGACAGAAACAAAGCCAGCAACAGUAUGACCCAUCCAAAGGUCCUCCUGUGCAGAAUGCAGCAAGUUUACACACUCCUCCACCUCAACUGCCGGGAAGGCUGCAACCUGCUAAUGUCCCCAUAACGUCUCUCCCCGCUGCAUUGCAGCUUUCACAGCAACAGCCACAGAUAGUAGAGUCUCCAGCCCAGCCCCAGAUUCAGGUGAAGACCCAGCCCCAAAGUGUACCCAUCACUUCUGCUCCACAUAGCCAGCUCCCAACACCACUUCAACAGCAGGUACAGCCAGCACUCCAUAUACAAGGACAGACACCAACACAAGUGUCCCAGCCGCAAGCUGCAAUACAGCAACAGACUGUGACGCUGACACGACCAUCUGCAGAUGCUGCCCAAACUUCUCAGCGUCUUACAGCAAAUUCAUUGCCACCUACCUCCUCUAUUCCACCAGCAGCUCUCUCAGGCACAGCACCGCUUUCUUCGUAUCCAGUACAGACAAACAGAACCUCUCCAGCAACUAACAAAUCACUGUCUCCUAUUGCAUCAAAACCCCCAGGCUUAGCCGUAACUACAGCACCUAAAACACAGAGCCCAGCUCAGAAUGCAGCAGUGUUACCGCAGGAUAGCUCUCAAGACAAGCUUGCUGAGCAAGUAAAACUGGAAAAUCAAAUCCAUCAACGAAUAGCAGAGCUGAGGAAGGAAGGCUUGUGGUCCCUGAGACGAUUGCCGAAACUCCAGGAGGCCCCGAGACCCAAAUCUCACUGGGAUUAUCUACUAGAAGAAAUGCAAUGGAUGGCAACUGAUUUUGCUCAAGAGAGAAGGUGGAAGAUGGUUACUGCUAAGAAGAUGGUGAGAACUGUGGCUCGCUACCAUGAGGAAAAGAAACUUAAUGAAGAGACAGCCAGAAAAGAGGAACAAAACAAGUUAAGGCGCAUUGCUGCCUCGAUUGCUAGAGAAAUAGAAUACUUCUGGUCAAAUAUUGAACAGGUUGUUGAAAUAAAACUGCAAAUUGAAUUUCAAGAGAAAAGGAAAAAAGCAUUGAAUUUAAGGAAAAUUUCAAAUAAAGGGAAAGAUACAAAACCUACAGAACACAUUUCAUUGGAAAAAGAAAGUGAGGUGGGUUCACUGUCAUCUGGAAGGAAAAGAAAGGCAAGCACAUCCUUGACUGAUGAGGAAGUUGAAGAUGAAGAGGAGACAAUUGAAGAGCAGGAGGCUAAAGAAGGAAAUAUAAACCAUCAAACCGAACUUUCUAACUUAGCCAAAGAAGCUGAAUUGCCUUUGGAUGACUUAGUAAAGAUGUAUGAAGGUGCCUUUUCAGAGAAUUUUCACUGGUCCCAGCCUAAACCUGACAACAAAGAGGACACUAGUGAAGAAGAAUUGGAAGACCGUACAAGAGACCAGGAAAGCCUUCAGAAGGACGUGGUACUCAUAGAUUCACUUCUCAGCAUUGAUCAACAUAAGAGUGUAGAGAGAACAAAUGCUGCAAAGAAACACACAAAAGACAUAACAGAAGUUGCUGCAGCUGCUGAAGCCCUGUUACCUAAAGGGAGUGCUCGUAUCUUGACCGCGGUAAAAUAUAAUACUCCAUCUUUAUUGUAUGGGACUCUCAGAGAGUAUCAGAAGAUUGGGCUGGACUGGUUAGCAAAGCUAUAUAAAAAGAAUCUGAAUGGUAUUCUGGCAGAUGAGGCUGGGCUUGGCAAAACUGUGCAAGUCAUUGCCUUUUUUGCACACCUGGCUAGUAAUGAAGGUAAUUGGGGUCCUCAUCUUGUUGUUGUACGAAGUUGUAACAUACUGAAGUGGGAGCUUGAAUUGAAACGUUGGUGCCCUGGAUUGAAAAUUCUUCUGUACUUUGGCAGUCAAAGAGAACUUAGAGCAAAGAGACAGGAAUGGAUGGAACCCAACAGCUUUAAUGUAUGUAUCACUUCGUACAAGCAACUGUUUAAAGGCAAUCAUGCCUUCAUGAAAAUGCGAUGGAAGUACCUAGUCGUAGAUGAAAUGCAGCAAAUUAAAAACAUGACUGAGAAGCACUGGGAGGCACUCUUCAAUCUCCGAAGCCAGCAUCGUUUGCUCCUGAUAGACACACCUUUGCAUAAUACUUUGAUGGAGUUGUGGACCAUGGUGCAUUUUCUAAUUCCAGGAAUUUCCAGAUCUUAUCUGGAUUUCCCAGUGAAGGCAGCCAAUGAGGAGAAUCAGGAUUAUUGCCAUAAACUUGUUAUAAGAUUACACAGAAUGAUUCAACCAUUUAUUUUGCGAAGAUCAAAGAGAGAUGUUGAAAAGCAACUAACAAAAAAAUAUGAACAUGUGCUAAAGUGUCGCCUUUCUAAUCGACAAAAGGCUAUGUAUGAAGAUGUCAUAUUGCAGCCAGGAACCCAGGACGCUCUUAAAAGUGGACAUUUUGUCAGUGUCCUUUACGUUCUGAUGCAGCUGCAAAGGAUUUGUAAUCACCCUGACCUGAUAAAUCCCAGGCUUUCCAGCUCCUCGUAUGUAUCAGAGGCACUAGAAUAUGGAACUGCUUCUUUGGUACUAAAAGCACUAGAACGGGAUCUUUGGGAGGAUACAGACAUGUGUCUUUUUGAUCUGAUUGGGGUAGAAAAUAAAAUGACUCACUACGAAGCACAAGUGCUGCCAAAACAAAAGGUGACCAGAAAGCUUAUUGAAGAGAUUUACAGCUCCCCUCAUCAUCCAGCCAGACCCAACCCUGUGAAGCUCAAACCAAGCAGGUUGUUUCAGCCAGUUCAGUAUGGGCAGAAGCCUGAGGGCAGGACUGUAGUUUUUCCAAGUACUCAAGUGCAGCGGACAGUGACCACAGCAACAGUAACUCAGCAGGGACAAGUGCGAGGAAGAUCACCCAUUGCUACAGUAUCUGCGAAUCAAGCUGCAGCAGCACAGUUUCAGACAACUCAGGCUUCUACCAGUGCUCCAAGACACCAGCCAGCAGCGACCUUCACCACAGCAACUAGCACAGCCAAUCCUGUGAAACAGCGGGGUCAGACCACUGCACAGGCCUCACAGCUAGGCCAGACCCAGCCACAGGCCCCCUCGCACACCAUCCAACAAAGUGUGCUGCCUCAGAGGCUGGUACUGACCUCUCAGGCCCAGGCACGGUUGCCUAGUGGUGAGGUAGUAAAAAUAGCCCACCUGGCCUCCAUAGCAUCAGCACAAGGCAGAAUCGCACAGCCAGAGACACCUGUAACACUGCAGUUUCAAGGGAAUAAAUUUACUUUAUCACACAGCCAACUCCGCCAGCUGACGGCAGGGCAGCCUCUGCAGCUGCAAGGAAGUGUUCUUCAGAUUGUUUCGGCUCCAGGCCAGCAGUACUUGCGGCCUCAGGGCCCAGUUGUCAUGCAGACAGUCUCUCAAGCAGGAACUGUUCAAAAUGCUCUGAAUGCUUUGGGAAACCAGCACCAAGCAGGUGUGCCAACUUCUACAGCAGUAACGCAGCAAGUUUGUAUUCCAGGUAGAGCUGCAGUUACUAACUUAACAUCAGGUGACACGGGGCCAACAUUAAAACCUGCACCUACCCAUGGUGGACAAUCACAGGAAUCAUUUGAAGAAAAGAACAGGCUUCUGAAGGAGCGCCUUGACAGAAUAUUUUCUGGCAAUGAGCGCCGUUGUUCCAGAGCUCCAGUGUAUGGCAGAGACUUGUUGGGAAUUUGCUCUUUGAUUGGUGAAAGAAAGGUCCCGCAACACUGUUCCGCUGGGGACAACAAAUGGAGGUGGGCUGGCUUUGUGAACUGUUACCUUUCUUUGAGUGCCUCUGAAGGCCCAAGUAAUCCACUGCAAGACUUGAUCCUGACAUCAGAUCAGCAGCAGGAAUCCCUAAAGGAUGUUGUUAAUAGGACUCGCUGUGUGUUACCAGCUGCAGUUGCUGCUCCCCCAUGUUUGUAUGUAGCAAAACCUCCCCCUUCAUAUAAUCAUAAGAUGAAAGUCUUCAAGCACAAUCUUAAGGAGAAGGCAACUCCAUAUUUACAUCAGCUGCACCAGAUUACAACUCCACGCUUACUACAGUUCCCUGACCUCCGACUGGUGCAGUAUGAUUCAGGAAAGUUGGAAGCUCUUGCUGUCUUGCUUCAGAAGCUGAAAGCCGAAGGACGCCGUGUGUUGAUUUUGUCACAGAUGAUUCUAAUGUUAGAUAUACUGGAGCUGUUCUUGAACUUCCAUUUUCUCACAUUUGUCAGAAUUGAUGAAUAUGCUAACCAUGAACAACGUCAGGAACUGAUGAAAAGUUUCAACAGAGACAAGCGCAUUUUCUGUGCCAUCCUUUCCUCUCACAGUCGUUCCACAGGUGUCAAUCUUGUGGAGGCAGACACUGUCGUAUUCUAUGACAAUGAUUUAAACCCAGUGAUGGAUGCAAAGGCUCAGGAAUGGUGCGACAGAAUUGGGAGAUGCAAAGACAUCCACAUAUACAGGCUUGUAAGUGGUAAUUCUGUGGAAGAGAAGCUUCUGAAAAAUGGCACUAAGGAUUUGAUCCGAGAAGUAGCUGCUCAGGGAAAUGACUAUUCCAUGGCCUUUUUAACACAGCAAACUAUCCAGGAGCUGUUUGAGGUUCAUUCUCCUAUGGAGGAUUCUGGUUUUAGAGUGAAAGCAGAGGAAUUUGUGGUACUUUCUCAGGAGCCCUCUCCAGCAGAAACAAUCUCACCCAAGGUUGCAAGACCUUUUAUAGAGGCUCUCAACAGCAUUGAACAAGAAGAUGAAGAGCCAAACAAAUGUGUACAAGAAGCAGGAGCAGAAUCAAGCAUAGAACCUUUAAUUUCAGAGCUGUAUGAGCCAAAGUACAAUGAAGAGCCCUCGCAGUUGCAGGAGUUAGUUGCUGUUGUGGAUCAGCUUACUCCAAUUGAGAAGUAUGCUUUGAAUUAUUUGGAGCUCUUCCAUGUUUCCAUUGAUGAGAGUAAAACAAGAAUAAAUGAGGUGGAAUUGAAAGCUGCAAAAAAAGCAUGGGAAUUUUAUCACAUGAAGGAACUGAAAGAAAAGGAGGAAAAAAUGCUUUGGGAAGAAGAAGAGGAGGAGGAGCUACUUACCUACACUCGGGAGGAUGCAUACAACAAGGAAUAUGUCUAUGAAGGCCCAGAUGGACAAACAGAAAUAAUGCCUCUUUGGACUCCCCCUACCCCACCUCAGGACGACAAUGACAUCUACAUCGAUUCUGUUAUGUGUCUGAUGUAUGAUACCAACCCAAUUCCAGAGUCUAAGUUGCCCCCAGUGUACGUCAGGAAAGAGCGUAAACGACACAAAACGGAUCCAUCUGCUGCAGGUAGAAAGAAGAAGCAGCGCCAUGGAGAGGCUGUUAUUCCUCCUCGAUCACUUUUUGACCGAGCCACUCCGGGGAUGUUGAAAAUGCGACGAGAGGGCAAAGAACAGAAGAAGAACAUACUGUUAAAACAGCAAACACAAUUUGCAAAGCCUUUGCCAACUCUUGUCAAACCAGCUGCUGAGGCUGGACAGGACAAUCCUGAGUGGUUGAUUAGUGAAGACUGGGCGCUACUACAGGCAGUGAAGCAAUUACUGGAACUUCCUUUAAACCUUGCUGUCAUGUCACCGGCGCACACACCCAAUUGGGAUCUUGUUAGUGAUGUUGUUAACUCAUGUAGCCGAGUCUAUCGCUCACCAAAACAAUGCCGAAACCGAUAUGAAAAUGUCAUUAUUCCAAGAGAAGAAGGAAAACUAAUGUACGAAGCUAAUCCUAAAAAGAAGACAAAAAGCAUUUAUAAGACCAAAAAUAGUCGUCCGCUUCGUACCAAUCAGAUCUAUGCCCAAGAUGAAGGUGCAACCCACACUCAGCUUUAUACUAACCAUUUUGAGAUGAUGAAAAUGAUAGCAGGAAAGAGAAGUCCACCAAUCAAACCCCUACUUGGCAUGAAUCCUUUCCAGAAGAAUCCAAAGCAUGCUUCUGUGCUUGCAGAAAGUGGAAUCAACUAUGAUAAGCCACUUCCUCCAAUUCAGGUUGCAUCCCUCCGAGCAGAGCGUAUUGCUAAAGAGAAAAAGGCUUUGGCUGAACAGCAGAGGGCACAGCAGCAGACAGGCCCACAGCCUCAGCAGCAACAGCAAGCUGGCCAGCAGCAAACUCAGCAAUCAGCUGUACAGCAAGCACAAGCUCAGCCUCAACCACAGACUCAAGCACAGGUAGUUCAGCAGCCACAGGCAGUGGUACAGACUGCAGUAACUACUGUGGCCAACACAGCAGUAUUGGCUGGCACAAUCAAAACAGCAGUCACUGGGACAAGUAUACAGACUGCUACUGUGAGUGGGAAUGUUAUAGUGAAUACAGUUGCUGGAGUCCCUGCUGCUACCUUUCAGCCUAUUAAUAAACGUCUGGCUUCACCAGUUAUACCUGGGACACUGACAACUUCAGGAGGUGGUACUUCUGCUCAGGUGGUACAUACUCAGCAGCGAACGGCAGCAGCACCUGCUGCAUCAACAGAAUUGGUGACCAUAGCAUCUACCCAGGGUGUUCGAGCAGUAACAUCUGUGACAGCAUCAGCCGUGGUAACGACCAACCUAACACCAGUACAGACCCAGGCGAGAUCCCUAGUGACUCAAGUUACGCCAGCUACACCAACAGUUCAACUCUCUAGCAAAACAAUCACACCUGCUCAAUUACAGCUUCUCAGGCAGCAGCAGCAGCAGCAGGCCACUCAGGUGCAGGUUCCACAGAUUCCGACCCAGGUGCAAGCCCAGUCUCCAGCCCAAAUAAAAACUGUAGGGAAGUUAUCACAGGAGCAGCUGAUCAAGUUGCAGAAGCAGAAAUUGCAGCUUCCUCAGCAGCAAGCAACACAGCAGCAGACACAGCCAGGGGCCCAACAACAGACAACACAAGUACAAGUGCAACAGCAGCAGCAAGCCCAACAACUUACUGCUGUCACAGCACCACGGCCUGGAGCAGUACUUACAGGCACCACUGUGACAAACCUGCAGGUUGCUCGUCUUACUCGUGUUCCUGCUUCCCAGCUUCAAGCACAAGGACAAAUCCAGGCGCAAACACCUCAGGCAGCACAAGUUACUUUGGCAAAGCCUCCAGUGGUGUCUGUUCCAGCUGCUGUUGUGUCAUCUGCAGGAGUUACAACUCUCCCUGUUACGGUUGCUGGGAUUAGCGUUGCUAUUGGGCAGCCACAGAAAGCAGCAGGAGGACAGACAGUGGUGGCACAGCCACUGCAUGUCCAACAGCUGCUAAAACUCAAGCAUCAUCCAACAGCACAGCAACAGAAAGCCAUCCAGCCCCAGGUCGCACAAGGUCAAGCUACUGUACAGCAAAAGAUAAAUGCUCAAGUUACUGUCCAAACCCCACCGCCGACUUCACAGCAACAGAAAGUUACCUACAGUACACAGCCAGCCCUUAAAACCCAAUACAUGGCAACUCCAAUUUCCCAGGCCCAAAAACCCAGUGGAACCCAGCAAGUGCAAGCACAGAUACAGGUUGCAAAGCUUCCACAGGUGGUCCAGCAACAGGCGACUGUUGCCAAUAUUCAGCAGAUGGUUUCAGUUUCCCAACAGGUUCAGGCUCAGCCCCAAACUGUGACACUGUCUCAGACGACUGCAGGUCAACAACAGGUCCAAGUGAUUCCAGCAACAACUGCUACAGCUCAAGUGGUCCAGCAGAAACUUAUACAGCAGCAAGUUGUGACAACGGCAUCUCCCCAAAUUCAGGCCCCAGGUGUACAGAACCCAGCCCAGGCACCAGCAACGUCUGAAGCCCAAAACCAGCAAGCAAAAGUGCAAAUGAGGACACCUACUGUCAGAUUGAAGGCACCCACCAAACCUAGUUGAACUAAUGAUUAAAUUGAAAUAAGCCUGGACAUACCGCAUUUCAUGUUUGCUAAGCCAUGGCAAUGCGGGCAGGUUCUCUGCAGAUCCCCAUCCAAAUGAAGAUAAAUUCCUUUCAUUUUUUAACAGAAGGAUUUUGGCGGUUGACAUUUAACAUGGAAACUCUCUCUCUCUCUCAAAACCCCCCCCAAAAAACACACUUCAGAAAAUGCUCAUAAAGUUCAUACAAGGCGCAUUCUGCCCCAGCAUAAAGAUCUUAUUUUCUGUGCUUGUUCAAACCAUACAAUGCAAAUGUUAUUUACAUUUAAUUUCUGUCCAGCUUUAUAAAAAAUGGUGAUAUCCCUUAAAUGUUGGUAAAAUUCAUCCAUGUAAUAUAUUGUAUAACUGCCAAUAAGAAUAUGCAGUCCUCUGCUGUAAUGUGUAUGAGCGUUUAAUAUCCAUUGCAAAGCCAUACCAAGAACUAAGUGUGACUAGUGUAGCAGAGUGCUUUCCGCCUGGCUGUGAAAGCUGCAUGUGGUUCUCACUUGAGGUGAUCAUCCCUCAGAAGAAUCAAUUAUAUUUGACGUUCUCCUGCAGAGUUUAGCCAAUAAAUGUGAAAAUUUGUAAGUAUCUGUAAUUAAAAAGAAAAGAACCAUGUUUCAUCCUCCAUUUUUGUAAGUCUUUUAAAAUGUUUGUUAGUAGUUUUGUGUACAGUUUAUUGAAGCACCCAACCUGUGCGCUCACUCUCAUACUUCACUUUAAAAUAAUGGAUAUUCUAGGCAUGUGCUGAAUACUGUAUUGAUAGUAGAUGUGUAUUAAAGUGUACCCCAUUUUUUGUAAAAGAAUUGUUUAAUUGGUAUCUCUAAACAAAUGGUCCUUAGUUGUUUCCAAAUCGGAAAAUCGUGAACAGAUGGAGUUUAAUACAUCAGUUUAAUUCUGCUUUUGCAACAUGUUUAAAUGUUCAGUACUUUCUACUCAUCUUUCAGCUUGGGGGAGUGGGGAACAGAAAAUUUAAAUCUAAGACUAAUUCUUCAAUUGUGUAAAGAAUAAGAUCUAACUUUUGUACUAUUCUUUUACUAAAGCUAAUGAUGAAUGUAUCUUCAGGUUGGUAUUUUGGAUGCCUCUUCCUCCACAUCAGUUUGCCUUAUUGUUGUCAAACAAACGAGGAAAAAGCUGCAUAGAACUGGGGGGGGGGGGGGGGGGGGAAAUGCUGCAAAAGCCUGUUUGACAGCACUAGGAGAGGGUUCAGAAAGCUCUUGGAUGAAUAGAUUUAUUUUACUUUGGCCACAAAACCGCAUGAAACAGACAUGAAAUUCAAUGAAAAUGGUAAUAUACCAUUUCCGAAAAUUGCUUUUUUUUUUAAACAAAGAUUCCCCCCCCCCCCAUUCUGUAAUCUUUUCAAUAUUUUAGGAGGGGAGUCUAAUUAAAGAAAAAGCAUAUGUGUAUCUUUUGUUCUGAUUUCUAUAGAUAUAGAGUUAUUGGUAUCAAACAGUAGCACAAAUGGCUUAAAUAAGUGAAUUCAUAAGGAGCUCCUCUGUUUUAAGUAGGAAAUGUCUCAUUCAGUUAAGAUCCAGAAUAUAAACACAGGGGUCAGGCAGAGUUCUUGAUUUUUUAUUUUUUUUUAAAUCUCAUUACUACUUUUCUCCUGCAUCUUACUAUUUUUCCUGGACCCUCAGGUUGUAGUUUUUUGUUUUGUUUUGACCAAGUUUGUACAUGAGCAAACUAGUGAACAAUUUUUAGAUGAGCCUAGGGCCAUUAGCUAAUCUCUAUUAGCAGCUCUGCAACACAGACUAAUAAAGCUGGCAGUGGAAUCCUUAAAAUGCGGGGACAACUGGAUAACUGACAGCAGGUACAGUAUAUUUUGCUCAUCUAAAAGUACUGCCUAGAAGUUGUAAGCCCCAGUUUUACUUUCAAGUGUUCAGCUCUUAUGUACUUGAAAGUUGAGUGGGAGGGGGAACACUUGCAACAGUGGGGGGAAAACUGCUGACUAUCAAUGUGCUGGUCUGAUUCAGUGUCUAAAGAGGCAAUUUUGUUUUUAUUGUUAAGGUCAGUUAAUGAAGAUGAAAAUCAGAUUUUUUUUUUGUCACUCUCCCACGGUGUUAGAAAGUCAAUCUACCUGUAAAUACUUUAUGAACAUAAAUAUUUGUACUUGAUCAGUAGGAUUGUAAGGAAUAGUGAUGUAUCCUACGUGAAGGUGUAAUAAAAUGUACAUUUUUAUAACA